CAGACUCGCUCGGCUCCAGCACAUCUUGCUAACCUAAUUCAGAAAACAAGUGCGACAGCUCGCUGCCUGUCAUCUUCGCUCAGUGUAGCAUUUUCAGGUGAUCUAGGAAACUGGGUUAUCUUUAUGAGCAAAUAAGAGAAAUAGGAAUCAUGAUGGAGAUGUAUUUAGCAGACCCAGUACUGGAUAAAACUUAAAGCCAGUUUCUAUUCAACAUAGUGAAAAGGUCACCUUGUCCGGCUGAGAAAAGAAGCAAAAUAGCAGCUUGUUGGUUUCUGUUAACAUCUUGGCUCGUGCCAGCCUCUUUUCCUUGAUGUUUGCACCAAUUUGGGCUAUCUAGCUAUAAAGAGAGACAUACUGUACUCAUGGUAGAUGACAAGGAAAAGAACAUGAAAUGUCUCACCUUCUUCUUGAUGCUUCCAGAGACAGUAAAGAAUAGGUCCAAGAAAAGCUCGAAGAAGACAAACACCAGCAGCAGCAGCGGCAGCAAGUUGCCCCCAGUUUGUUAUGAAAUAAUCACCUUGAAGACUAAAAAGAAGAAGAAGAUGGCUGCUGAUAUAUUCCCGCGUAAAAAACCAGCCAACUCCAGCAGCACCACUGUCCAGCAGUACCACCAGCAGAAUCUCAGUAACAACAACCUUAUUCCGGCCCCAAACUGGCAGGGUCUCUACCCCACCAUUCGAGAAAGAAAUGCAGUGAUGUUCAAUAAUGAUUUGAUGGCAGAUGUACAUUUUGUGGUUGGGCCACCAGGUGGGACUCAGCGGUUGCCAGGACACAAAUAUGUUUUAGCUGUUGGGAGCUCUGUGUUCCAUGCAAUGUUUUAUGGAGAACUUGCUGAGGACAAAGAUGAAAUCCGUAUACCAGAUGUCGAACCUGCUGCUUUUCUCGCUAUGCUGAAAUAUAUCUAUUGUGAUGAAAUUGACUUGGCUGCUGACACAGUGCUGGCCACUCUUUAUGCUGCCAAAAAGUACAUCGUCCCUCACCUCGCCCGCGCCUGCGUUAAUUUCCUGGAGACCAGCCUGAGCGCCAAGAAUGCCUGUGUACUUCUCUCCCAGAGCUGCCUGUUUGAGGAGCCGGACCUGACCCAGCGUUGCUGGGAGGUGAUCGAUGCCCAGGCUGAGUUAGCUCUCAAGUCUGAGGGAUUCUGCGAUAUCGACUUCCAGACUCUAGAAAGUAUCCUCCGCAGGGAAACUCUGAAUGCCAAAGAAAUUGUGGUUUUUGAGGCAGCUCUCAACUGGGCCGAGGUGGAAUGCCAGCGGCAGGAUCUAGCUUUGAGCAUUGAAAAUAAACGCAAGGUCCUCGGAAAGGCACUUUACUUGAUCCGCAUCCCCACGAUGGCCCUGGACGAUUUUGCAAACGGUGCUGCCCAGUCUGGAGUUUUAACUCUCAAUGAGACAAAUGACAUUUUCCUCUGGUACACUGCAGCCAAGAAACCCGAGUUGCAGUUUGUGAGUAAAGCCCGCAAGGGCCUCGUCCCCCAGCGCUGUCACCGCUUCCAGUCAUGUGCCUACCGGAGCAACCAGUGGCGCUACCGGGGCCGCUGUGACAGCAUCCAGUUUGCAGUUGAUAAGAGAGUGUUCAUCGCUGGCUUUGGGCUGUAUGGCUCCAGCUGUGGCUCUGCAGAGUACAGCGCCAAGAUUGAACUCAAGCGGCAGGGCGUUGUUCUAGGGCAGAACUUGAGCAAGUACUUCUCAGAUGGCUCCAGCAAUACCUUCCCCGUGUGGUUUGAGUACCCAGUGCAGAUUGAGCCAGACACGUUCUACACAGCCAGCGUGGUACUGGAUGGCAAUGAACUCAGCUACUUCGGACAGGAAGGCAUGACGGAAGUUCAGUGUGGCAAGGUGACUGUCCAGUUCCAGUGCUCCUCGGAUAGCACCAAUGGCACUGGGGUGCAGGGUGGGCAGAUCCCGGAACUCAUAUUCUAUGCUUGAAAACCCCUCCCGAAGCAGUGUGAGCUCUGAGGUGCACAUCUGGUUCCCACUCGCUUGAUGCUUAGCUCAUCUGCAGAUACGUGAUCAGCGCAGGUAAUUCGUAAUGAACGAAGCUGUAGGCAGUUUCUGAUUUCUUUCAGCCUUUUAAUUAUGUACAGGCAAAAAUGCAGCAUUCAGCUUUUAACUAUAUGCUUAAAAGAGCCAAGUUCUUAUUAAGGCUUUGUGGUUUUUAGAGUUGCGUCCAUACACCUGGGAAGAAUUUGUGCUCUUUUCCAUCUGCCCCACUGACCUCCCAGUUUUGUCCCUCUUAAAAUUUUCAGGAUCACCCUGAAUUUCCUUUAGGGCUUUAUUUUGACAAAUAGAAAUAAAUACUCUAAAAUAAUGAUAAGAGUUAUUUUUAAAGAGAACCCCCAACAGGUAAACCUCAGUGUACAAUUUUGAAGAAGUUUUGCUUCAUAAGUAAUAAUUUAGAAAGUAGGCAGUAGUUAUGUUUACCUCUUACUUCAUUUUAAAUAUUUUACUCUGGGCAUUAUUUUUUCUUAAAUCCUAAAUUCAUAAGAUUGUUAAAUGUUAAACACUGCAAAGUAUCCAUGUAAAAUGGGAAAAUAGGAAAUGGGAUGUUUGCUUAGGCCAUGACCUACUACAAGCAGGUUUUUAUUCUUUUAGUUUAGAAGACAAACUAUUGCAAUACAGAUGCUUCUUUUAGAACUAACUAAAUUACACAUUUUUAUUGUCAAUAGGGAAAAAUCACAGGCCUAUUAAUUUAAACUAAAACAGCUUAUAAAGGAGACCUUAAAAAGUCCCAUUCUACAAAUAGUUUAUUUCAUGGCAUAAUAGAAUACACCGUUUGAAAAAGCCAGUCUUCUCCCCACUUUGCUUCUGAUCCCCACUGUUUGCUUGUUUUUGUAAGUUAUACUGUAUAGAAUUCUUACUCCCUUUUUCCCAUGAAAAGAGGACCAAACAGUUCUUCAGAUGUAUGGAGUAACAAUUAGCUUUGUAGCACUACAUGUUAAUGUAAUAAGAUACUUUUAUUCAUUGAUUUUUCUUUUUUUUAAUCUAAAGUACACUUCACCAGAUCUACUUUGACCACAUACUAUCUUCUUCGUUAAUUAUAAUUAUGUCCUGUUCCUAGACUGCUAGAAUUUGGCCUUUGGCCAUCCUUGAAGUGCCAAUAAACGCCUGCAGGGUUUUAAAAAAAAAGGUCUGGAGCGAUAUACUUGAUUGUACGUAAUAUUCACUGCAUCAGCAUCACAUCCAGCCCUCUUAUUUGUACAUGGUUAAUGUAAACAAAGGAGGGAAAAGCUCAUCCCAAAAUUCUCCUUCAGUGAUGGCUUGUGACGGUUUUGUGCCUGUGACCCUGGUAGUGUCCAAUGUGUUCACUUCCAGUUGAAGCAUCCAUGUGUUUCUGGGCAGCUUUUCUGCUCAGCGUGAUCCUGAGAUGGCUUCCCCCACCACCCAGAGUGUGGUCCCUGGCCGCCUCCUUCUCCUGCUCUGCGAGUCCCAAGCUGGCUUGUCUGGAGCCAGGGGUUAGUCUUGGGGUGGGCGGGUGUGUGCGCGUCGUGGGCGUCCGUGCACGUCCAUGUGCAUGCAAGUGUGUUUGCCGACUCAGGAAUUGUCUCCUCCCUGCCUGGCCAGUAAGAGGUGGGACAGAAAUGGUCCCCCUGCUGGCCCUAGCAAGGCCCCAGGAAGUGACUACCCUUAUCUUAUUCACUGUGCUUCUGGGCCACCUUUUCCCCCCGUAGAUGUGGGCUUGUUGCUUUUGGCCGGCUUCCCUGGUAGAGGAGAACACUGGAUUAUGGGAAAUGUUUUAAUCAUGUUUGCCAUUACCUAUGCCUGUUAGCAUAGAUGAUCAAAAGCUGUUACUGGUGAUUGUAGAUGAGUACUCCCAGGACAACUUUCCAAAAUUAUCUAACAAUUAUUUCUUUAUUAGGAAGAUGACAGUAGUUUUGGCAAAGUAUCUAUGAAAUAAAGGUAUGUUUUCAAUUUAAAAAACACUUCUAUAAAGGAUUUUGCUUUUAAAUUAUGAUGAAACAUUUCAGUAACUCAUAGCUACCAUGCAAAUUGGUAGGCUGUAUACCUGAUUAGAAGGCACUCAUUUUUAAGCCAGAGGAGAAGAAACUUGAUUUAGCACUAAUGUCAUCAUCUCAGAUUGUUGAGGUGGGUGUGAUAACCUUAGAGUGAAGAUUGUUCAUUCAGUAACGCUCACUGUCAGUGCUCCUGUUAGCAAGAUGCCCUCCACAUGAGUAUGGAACUGCUGGGGGAAAGCCGAGGGAGAUUCUGUGUACACUGGGGGUAUGAGAGCUUGGUUUUAUGUUAAUCACCAUUAGCUAAAAAAGAAAAGACAUGUCCACCACCCGGUUGGCUGGUGUCGAGAGCUGUGGGUUAAAUUUGAAAAUUGUAUUUAGAAUAAGAAAUUUUGUAUUUUAAAUCCUGUUCUCCCUUUUUGCAUUUUCAACAACAUGGAAUGAAAGCUAACGUGCUUGCUUUAUUUUCUUUGGUAAUCUCGAAUUUUGUAGCUUUUAAAACUAGAAACCAUUGUUCUGACAAGGCAGGCAACUCUAGUUAGUGUAUAAACACAACUUUAUUAAACAGAAUACUCUUGUAGAUGCUUUUCCCAAUAUACCUGGCAGUCUUUGUUGUUGUUCAUACUGGGGAUAAAGGGGAACUAGGCUAGCCGUUCUAAUGUAACAUUCUUUAAGCAUAUCUUAAUAUAGUAUUUAAGUAAAUGGUCUAAUUUCUACAUAAUUAUUGCACUGAACUGUCUUUUUGUUUUUUAAGGUGUUUAAAUAAGCUCGGCUAAUUCAAGACACUAGCACUUGUGCAUCAGAGUGCUUGAAUUUAGUAGCUUACAGCAUUAUUUAUGAAGGAAAAAUAUAUAAAUAUGAAGUACCUCAUGUUGAAUGUUAUUGUACUGUAUUUUUAAUGUAACAGUGCAGAUCUUGUUAGACACAUGAAUGUGUAUAAUCAUGUUAAAUGCAAAUAAAAAUAAAAUUGGUUCAUA
Odobenus rosmarus divergens (Pacific walrus) is the source of this 4929-nucleotide messenger RNA. RefSeq names its product BTB (POZ) domain containing 3 (gene BTBD3). The transcript is spliced from 4 exons. NCBI's taxonomy places the organism in Eukaryota, Metazoa, Chordata, Mammalia, Carnivora, Odobenidae. Gene Ontology annotation, biological process: cerebral cortex development; dendrite morphogenesis; neurogenesis. The record is from RefSeq and is a predicted model, not a curated record. Gene Ontology annotation, cellular component: cytosol. Gene Ontology annotation, molecular function: protein binding. The coding region runs from base 363 to 1928 and encodes 521 amino acids.